Columba livia (rock pigeon) is the source of this 3732-nucleotide messenger RNA. RefSeq names its product E3 ubiquitin-protein ligase TRIM7. Gene Ontology annotation, cellular component: cytoplasm. Gene Ontology annotation, biological process: protein ubiquitination. The transcript has 7 exons. Gene Ontology annotation, molecular function: ubiquitin protein ligase activity; protein binding; zinc ion binding. The coding region runs from base 73 to 1578 and encodes 501 amino acids. The record is from RefSeq and is a predicted model, not a curated record. NCBI's taxonomy places the organism in Eukaryota, Metazoa, Chordata, Aves, Columbiformes, Columbidae.
CCUCUCCUCAGUCAGCCGGCGGCGCCGGCGGGGAGCGGAUCGGUGGCUCCGCGCUCGUCCUCCCGAGCCGCCAUGGAGGCGCCGCCUGCCCCCCCCGCCGUCCCGCCGGCUCCCUGCACCGCCGCCCGCAGCCUGCAGGACGAGCUGACGUGCCCGGUGUGCCUGGAGUACUUCAACGACCCCGUGCUGGUAGCCGAGUGCGGUCACAACUUCUGCCGGGCCUGCGUGACCCAGUGCUGGGAGGACUCGGCGCGGCGCCUCUGCUGCCCGCAGUGCCGGGAGCCGGUUCCGCAGCGGCUCUUCCGCCCCAACCGCUCUCUGGGUAACAUCGUCCACAUCGUGCGACAGCUGGGCUUGCCGCAAGGUCUCGCUGAGGCUCCCCCGGGCCCUCCCGCUCCGUCUCCGCCGCUUCCCGCCGCCGUCCCGCCGGGGCCUCCGCGGUGUCCGCGGCACGGGGAGCCGCUGCGGUUGUUCUGCGUGCAGGAUCGCCGGGCCGUCUGCGUGGUGUGUCACCUGUCCCGGGAGCACCGCGCACACACCGUGCUGCCCGCCGAGGAGGCGGCCCACGCCGCGGAGGAGGUGCCGCAGGAGCAGCUGAGCUUCAUGAGGAAAGGCUGCGAGGAGGCCAAGGCCGAGCGGGAGAGACGCAGCGAAGCUUUGCUGAAGCAGACGGAGCAGGAGCGGGAGAAGGUGGUUUCCGAGUGCCGGGAGCUGCGCGCCUUCCUGGAGGAGAAGGAGCAGGUUCUGCUGGGCCGCCUGGAGCAGCUGCAGCGCGAGGUGACGCGGCGCAGGGACGAGGCGCUGGAGCGGCUGCUCGACCAGAUGGCCCAGCUGGACAAACUGCUGCAGCAGAGCCAGGACGGCGGGACGGCGGCGGCCGACAGCGCCGUUGUGGCUCCAGUUGGUGGCAGCUGGAUUCUGGCCCAGCCGGACUCCGGCUUCUCGGACCUGGAGAAGAAGCUGAAGAGCUUUGCCCAGAAGAGCUCGGUGCUCAAGGAGGUUCUGCUGGAGUUCAAAGAAAACCUGCGUUUCGAGCUGGAAAACGACACAGGCGAUCUGUCCCUGGACCCCGAGACUGCCAACCCCUACCUGGUCCUGUCCGAGGACAAACGCAGCGUCCGGCUCCGCGGGGCCCCCCAGGACCUGCCCCCCAACCCCAAACGCUUCGACUUCUCCUUCUCGGUGCUGGCCAGCGAGGGUUUCUCCUCAGGCCGCCAUUAUUGGGAGGUGGAGGUGGGCGAUGGCGAGAGUUGGGUCUUGGGCGCCGCGCGCGAGUCCGUGCGGAGGAAGGAGAAGAUCGACUUCGCCCCCGAGGAGGGGAUCUGGGCCAUCGGGUUAAACUGGAAAGGGAAGAACUGGGACCAGUAUCAGGCUUUCACGUCCCCGGAGACGCCGCUAUCGUUGUGCGAGCGCCCGCGCAAGAUCGGCGUCUACCUGGAUUACGAGGGCGGUUGGGUGGCGUUCUACAACGCCGACAACAUGGCGCCCAUCUUCACCUUCACCGCCGCCUUCUCCGAGAGGGUGUUCCCCUUCUUCUGGCUCUUCUACGUGGGGUCGUCCCUCUCCCUUUGUAAUUAAGGAGGCGCUGUUAAUUUUCCCGCCUUUUUCGGGCCCUCUCGCUUCGCCGCAAACGCCCCCGAAUUUCAACCUUUGCCCUCGCGUUUCAUUUUCUGUCGCGUUUACGAGUUUUCGCUUUAAUUUUUCUGUCACAAAUUUCGAGUCUUUUUUUUUGGGGACGCAACUCCACAUAUUUUUGGUUCAUUUUGUUGGGGUUUGUGUGGAAAACGGGGCGAAAAAGCCGCUUUUUGGGGUUAUUUUACCCACCCACCCGCCAUGUUUUGCCGCCUCGAGAGGCCUCAUUUUUCUGUCAAAUUUACACAUUUUGAGCCUUUUUGCUUAAAUUUUUCUGUCACAAAUUUCAAGUAUUUUUGGGGGGUUAUUCCCACAAUUCCACGUGGUUUGGGUUCAUCUUUUUGGGGUUAAAAUGGGGCGAAAAAGCCGCUUUUUGGGGUACUUCAUACCCACCUCACCCGCCAUUUUUUGACGCCUCAAGAGGCCUCAAUUUUCUGUCAAAUUUACACAUUUUGAGUCUUUUCGCUUUAAUUUUUCAGUCACAAAUUUCGAGUCUUUUUUUGGGGACGCAACUCCACAUAUUUUUGGUUCAUUUUGUUGGGAUUUGUGUGGAAAACGGGGCGAAAAAGCUGCUUUUCAGGGUUAUUUUACCCACCCCACCCGCCAUUUUUUGGCGCCUCAAGAGGCCUCAUUUUUCCAUCAAAUUUACACAUUUUGAGUCUUUUUGCUUUAAUUUUUCAGUCACAAAUUUCAAGUCUUUUUUUGGGAUGUGACUUCACGUAUUUUGGGUUCAUUUUGUUGGGAUUUGUGUGGAAAAUGGGGCGAAAAAGCCGCUUUUUGGGGUUAUUUUACCCACCCACCCGCCAUGUUUUGCCGCCUCAAGAGGCCUCAAUUUUCUGUCAAAUUUACACAUUUUGAGUCUUUUUGCUUUAAUUUUUCAGUCACAAAUUUCGAGUCUUUUUUUUGGGACGUGACUUCACAUAUUUUGGGUUCAUUUUGUUGGGGUUUGUGUGGAAAAUGGGGCGAAAAAGCCGCUUUUUGGGGUUAUUUUACCCACCCACCCGCCAUGUUUUGGCGCCUCAAGAGGCCUCAUUUUUCUGUCAAAUUUACACAUUUUGAGCCUUUUUGCUUUAAUUUUUCUGUCACAAAUUUUAAGGAUUUUUAGGGGGGUAUUCCCACAAUUCCACGUGGUUUGGGUUCAUCUUUUUGGGGUUAAAACGGGGCGAAAAAGCUGCUUUUUGGGGUACUUCAUACCCACCCCACCCACCAUUUUUUGGCGCCUCAAGAGGCCUCAUUUUUCUGUCAAAUUUACACAUUUUGAGUCUUUUUGCUUUAAUUUUUCAGUCACAAAUUUCGAGUCUUUUUUUUUGGGACGUGACUUCACAUAUUUUUGGUUCAUUUUGUUGGGAUUUGUGUGGAAAACGGGGCGAAAAAGCUGCUUUUUGGGUUUAUUUUACCCACCCCACCCGCCAUGUUUUGGCGCCUCAAGAGGCCUCAUUUUUCUGUCAAAUUUACACAUUUUGAGUCUUUUUGCUUUAAUUUUUCAGUCACAAAUUUCGAGUCUUUUUUUUGGGACGUGACUUCACAUAUUUUGGGUUCAUUUUGUUGGGAUUUGUGUGGAAAAUGGGGCGAAAAAGCCGCUUUUUGGGGUUAUUUUACCCACCCACCCGCCAUGUUUUGCCGCCUCAAGAGGCCUCAAUUUUCUGUCAAAUUUACACAUUUUGAGUCUUUUUGUGUUAAUUUUUCUGUCACAAAUUUCGAGUCUUUUUUUGGGGACGCAACUCCACAUAUUUUGGGUUCAUUUUGUUGGGAUUUGUGUGGAAAACGGGGCAAAAAAGCCACUUUUUGGGGUUAUUUUACCCACCCACCCGCCAUUUUUUGCCGCCUCAGAAUCCCCAAACCCGCGUGAGGUAAAAGGGACGAAAAAGCCGCUUUUUGGGGUGAAAAAGGGGGAAUUUGGGGUUUUUUGGGGAGGGGGUGAUCCCGGCCAGGCCGGAACGUCGCGAGUUUUGGGGAUUUUGGGGAAAUUUGGGGGCAAAGCCUUGAUUUUGGGGGCGAUCCCGCGAUUUGACCCCGCGAGGCUGUUCCGUCCCUGUCGCUCUUUAGUGCGAAAUUAAAGUUGCUGUGCGAAAAAUAAUAAGUAAAAAAACCCGAAAAUCC